Messenger RNA from Fonsecaea pedrosoi CBS 271.37, 1134 nucleotides. RefSeq lists its product as uncharacterized. Lineage: Eukaryota; Fungi; Ascomycota; Eurotiomycetes; Chaetothyriales; Herpotrichiellaceae. Gene Ontology annotation, molecular function: oxidoreductase activity. The transcript has a single exon. The record is from RefSeq and is a predicted model, not a curated record. Bases 1 to 1134 code for a protein of 377 amino acids.
AUGGCUACCACCACAACCACCACCACCCUCACCCAAGUUCUCUCCUCCGACCCCCCUGCUUCCGAGCCUCAGCAUUAUGGAAAGCUGCGUUACAUUCCCGAGGGUCAAACCCCCACCCCGUCUCCUCACAACUUCCAUCUCCCUGCUAUGGCUGAGUUUGGUGACGUCCGACUGCAACCUCUUAUCGACAUGCGGCCAGUCCCAACGAUCGCGGAACUGCCAAAGGCGAAGGAGGGCGCCGCUCAGCUUGAUACCCACGGUUUCACUGCCCUCCGUCACCCCACAACCAUGAAUGCACCCCCUUAUAGCCGCGCGAGCUGGAGUGACCCCAAACUCCUCAAGGAACUCUACGUGCCCGAGACGGAGGAGAUGGUCAAACAAGUCACCGGCGCAAAGACCGUCAUCACUGAAGCUCUUCUAUUGCGCAGCGCCAUCUGGUCCGAAGCGGACGCUCUCGCUACACAUGCAGGCCAUGGGGACCAAAAGGAAGAACAGCAGCCGCCAGAGAAGUCGCAGGAGGAGAAGGAACUCGAACUCGGCUUCCCCCAGUUCAUUGGUUUUUCCAAGCAACACGGUGGUGCCAGUCCUGCUCCUAAAGUCCAUCUGGACUAUGCCCCCAAUGGUGCGCGGAUGCAUUUGAGGAAGUAUCACCCCACCAUGACGGCCACUGCGCAGCCCAUCAUCGAUGCAGAGGAGAAACUGCUGGCACAAGGCAAAUCGUUGAGAGAGGAGUACGCCGAAUCCGGUCUGGGACCUCGCUGGGCACUGUACUCCAUCUGGCGGCCCUUGAAGCGUGUCCGUCGUGAUCCCCUCGCCCUGGGCGAUGCGCGUACCUUCCUCGAGAGCGACUAUGUCCCGGUCAUUGUGAAGACACCCAACCUCGGCAUCUCCCCAGACUCAAAGGAAACACACGACACAGAAUCAUAUCUUGCCCACUGGUCUUCGGGACAGAAAUGGUACUUUAUCAGCCAGCAAGAGCCUGAGGAGGUCUUGGUCAUUAGCCUUUUCGACAGCAAUCGCGACAAGGAGACCGUCGCCGCCGGCGGUACCCUGCAUUCCAGCGUUGAUCUGCCCGGAACCGAGAAUGAAGAGCCCAGGGAGAGCCUGGAGCUCCGAUGUCUCGCCAUUUGGUAA